AUGGUCCUUACCCCGAAACAGAAGGCAGAGCUGCACGCAGCCAUAGCGGACUACUUGAGCACCGCAGGCUAUACCAGUGCACUCAAAGCUUUCAUCGACGAUGCGGGACUGGACAAGGAGUCCGUUGCCAGCAUCGAUCCAAAGGACGCUGGGCUGCUGGAGAAGAAAUGGACCUCAGUCGUCCGCCUGCAAAAGAGGGUCAUGGAGCUUGAGGGGCAGGUAGCUUCGUUGCAGUCCGAGCUGAAGAGCGCAGACCCUGGAGGGGCCCGGAGGAAGGUGGAACAGGGGAGACAGAUACCACGAGCUCCGCAUGUCAAGACCUUGACCGGACACAGGAGCCCGCUUUCACGAGUCAUCUUUCACCCCGUCUUCGCGGACGUCAUCACGUGCUCGGAGGAUGCGAGCAUCAAGUUGUGGGACCUCGACUCGGGGAGGUUGAGCAGCACGUUGAAGGGGCACACGGCAAGCGUGAACGACGUGUCGUUGAACUCCGACGGGACGGUGCUUGCCUCCGGGUCGUCAGACUUGUCGGUCAAGCUUUGGAAGUUGGGAGACUCGAACGAGUGCCUCAGGACGCUCAGGGGACAUGAACAUUCUGUUUCCGGGGUGACAUCAACUCUCCUUGAUCAGAUCUCUGCUUCGCGGGACACGACGAUCAAAGUCUGGGAGGCAAAGAGCGGCUACUGCGUCAAGACUCUGACUGGGCACAGCGAGUGGGUCCGCCGGAUCAUUACAAGCUCCGUCCGACCGCUCUGCUUCUCCUGCUCGAGUGACAAGACGGUCAAAGUUUGGGACGUCAACCAAGGAUCUCCGAGCAUCAGGGAGCUCCGAGGACACGAGCAUGUCAUCGAGUGCCUCGCCCUGAGCGUUCAUCGCUUCUGGGAGCAGGUGAAUCGUGCGAGAUGCAGGGGGAGGAUUGUUGAGGGAGAGAGCAGGGACAAGUCGAUUCGAAUAUGGCACGUGGAAAGCGGGAAAUGCAUCCUCGUCCUCCAAGGUCACGACAACUGGGUCAGAGACGUAUGCUUCCAUCCCAACGGACUCUUCCUCCUAUCCGUCUCAGACGAUCGGAGCUUGAGAGUCUGGGACCUCGAACAGGCUCGAUGCCUGAAGACCCUCGCGGACGCGCACGACCACUUCGUCUCCUGCCUCGCUAUCGAUCCGCAGGGAUCCUUGCUCGCUACUGGAAGCGUUGACUCAGCCGUUCGUGUAUGGGAGUGCGUCUAG
Molecule: messenger RNA, 1224 nt
Organism: Guillardia theta CCMP2712
Lineage: Eukaryota; Cryptophyceae; Pyrenomonadales; Geminigeraceae
Exons: 13
Coding region: 1-1224 (407 amino acids)
Molecular function (GO): protein binding
Source: RefSeq, a predicted model, not a curated record